GACAGGGGCGUACGCACCUCGGUUCCUCGUCCUCAUCGUUCUCGUUCUCAUGCUUGUACAGCAGCAGCGAACAUGUGUCGGAUUGCAAGACGGCCCAGACGUUCGUCCAUCUGGGUGCGGGUGCCAGUGCGGCUUUGUUUUCCGCACGCCCCCCGACGGGGGCGGCGUCACACGCAAGGUCGACGUAGAUGUGUCCCUGCAUGUUUGCGUAGGGAUGCGUACUUUCCUGUUCUUUCAAAUGGCCGUGCGUUGAAGCGGCAAGGCGCGCUGUGGCAGCAGAACCGCGAAGUCGUUCUGCCCUUGCUGCCUUUAUGGCUGCCGUGUCACGCGUCCUCGCUCUGUCGCAAGGCGAGGCGAGACGACGCGUGCAGAUGGGUGUCGUGUGUCUACCUUGGGGGACAGACGAGGCUCGGCAACGACCCGGCGUGCUCGGUAAUGAGAGCGAGGAGCGCUAGUGCUCCCCGCGGUCAACCGGUCAUCGUGGGUGAUGGGUUGGCUGGCAGGAUCGUAAAGCAGCGCUCGUGUCGUGGGGAGUACGAUGCUCGAGGAUCUUUAGGCUACACGUGAACUGGCGGCGACGUUGACGACGACGAGGAGCGAUGGCAACAUCCAAGGAUUGCUUUAGCAUGCUCUGUCCCAUCUUCUUGUCUCCAUCCCAUCGAGCGA
This is a messenger RNA of Tilletiaria anomala UBC 951, 666 nucleotides long. RefSeq lists its product as uncharacterized. Bases 73 to 567 code for a protein of 164 amino acids. NCBI's taxonomy places the organism in Eukaryota, Fungi, Basidiomycota, Exobasidiomycetes, Georgefischeriales, Tilletiariaceae. The transcript has a single exon. The record is from RefSeq and is a predicted model, not a curated record.